UGCCGUGGGCCUUAAAUGUCUCACGGGAUGAGACCAUAGAUGCUGCUCUUGGGAUCCUUUCUUUUGCCACCCUCCCUAGUGCCUCUGAGAUGUCAUCACUGGGCCUCUUGAGUGGUGCUGUUGAUAUGCUGCCUGAUAGCUUUCCGUUCUCUGCUCUGCUGAAAAAUAUGACCAGAGCGCUUGCCAAUGAAUCUCAAGAGAACUUACUACAUUUGCAGCAGAUCAUCCAGACAGCUGCACAGCUUUUCCAGACCAACCUGAGUGAUCCGUUUUUUACACAACAACUUGACCAACUGAAAUCCCAGAUUUGUGUAGCAGAGGGGACUGAGUUUGCCGGUCACCUCUUGGGAGCUUUCUCCAUGGAGCCUGGUCAACUCUGUGACGUUAUUAUACCAGCCCUGCAAAUAUUGUUGCAGGCUGCGCAGGUCAACACCACAGGUCUGAGUGAUGCCCUUUUCCAGGCACUAGUUGGUGACCCCAGCACCUAUGCCAAUGACACACAUUGGUCCUCUAUGCUCACUCAAAGUUUGGGCUUUGACACCAGCAGCCUGAGUUCUCUCAACAUCAACAUCACAACUCAAGGGGAGGUAACGGUCGGCGAGAUGCUGCGGAAUAAAAGUGCAUUUGUCCAGGAUGUUCAGAAGUACAUGGAUUUCGAUCCGGUUGCUCUCCAGAUGCUGAUGGAGACAAUUAUGCCCAAAAACAAUUUACAGAUCCUUUCUUGGUUGAUGAAUCUGCGUCAUUGCAAUUCGCCAGAACAUCUGAGCAUCAUAGAGCCGGAUGUGCUCCUGUUCCGAACCUUCUGUUCCUUGUCCGGUCAAGGGUGGUACACCUUCUCUCUGCUCAUGGCUCGCCAUCUCAACGUGGAAAAGUUCCUCUUCAGAAUGGUGUUGUCAGAUGAAGUUCAAAGCCUACUAGGAUUUAUGCUUCAGAUGGCCAACAAUAUCAUCAACAUGAUGGACGAUAUCCUUCCUGCCAUUGGUCAGCUGCAGGGUUACAUGAUUUCCGUCAGAGAACUCAACCUGAUGGCUGAAAACGAGUUUAACCUAGUGUCAAGAAGAAUGAAGUCGGGGCUCUCAACCCGGGCUACUUUUGUCACCAUGACUCGAGCAAUGUGCAGUUACGGUGUGAUGCCUUUUUUUGGACUUGCCAAACUUCCCCACAAGUCAGAGUCCAAUCCAUCCUUGCUGAACAGCAGUCAGAGGGACGAGAUAAUUGAGAGGUUCAAGAUUCCACGAAAUGCCACCCCUUAUUGUAUGAACAUGUACCUAGACAUGGUCAACACGACAGGGGGCGCCAUUGCAUGGGCCUUUCUCAAACCAUUGCUGAUGGGAAACAUCCUCUUCACACCUGACACACCAAUCACCAGGGCUAUUAUGGCGAAGGCCAAUACUACCCUGCAAGAGUUCAGCAACCUAAGAAGGCACUCUAACGAAUGGCUCAAGUCCUCAAACUACAUCAUGAAAUCUGCCGAAGUGCUUAACCACACUUUGCCCAUGCUUCAGAAGUCCUUAGCAAAUGGCUUUGUGAAGACUUUCAUUGAGAUGGAGACAGACAUAAAUGUUGACAAAAUGAAGGCGACGCUCAAUAACUUCUCAAACAUGACAUUGAUGUUGGAGAGGAACAAACACAUAAUGGAGCAGAUCACCACCUUGUCCACCCUAAUGGUCAACAUCUCAUCCUGUAUUAAAUUUGAUCGGUACCAAGGUUACCAAUCUGCUGAAGAGCUUGACACUGAAGCUCAGGAACUCGCCAAGGACCGCAGUCUCUAUGGAAGUGUCAUUUUCAAGCUCCCCAAAGAGGAGAACUCCUCUUCCCUGCCACCCAAAGUCAGCUACACUAUCCGAAUGCAUCUGGACAACGUCAUGCGGACAGACCGUGUCCGCAGCCCAUACUUUGUCAAAGACACCCACAUAUCUCAGCGGAAAACAAUGCGGUACAACCGGGCCUUCGUUUACCUGCAGGAGAACAUCGACCGGGCACUCAUUGAGAUGCAAACUGGAAGAGUCACAGACACGGCUGUGCAAAUUCAGCCCUUCCCAUAUCCAUGCUAUCUUCGUGAUAGGUACAUGGAGGCCAUAACCUUGGUCUUCCCGCUCAUGCUGAUGUUAGCUUGGGUUCUCUUUGUGGCUGACUUUGUAAAAAAAUUGGUUCAUGAAAGAGAACUGGGGUUGCAUGAGUAUAUGAAGAUGAUGGGCGUGAAUCCUUUUAGCCACUUCCUCGCAUGGUUCUUGGAAGGUGCCGCUCAUCUGAUGGUGACCAUCAUCAUCCUCACGCUUAUCCUCAAGCAUGGUGGCAUCCUCUCGCAUAGCGAUGGGUUCCUCCUGUUUUUGUACUUCUGCGACUACGGUUUGACCAUCCUGGCCUUCAGUUACCUGAUGAGCUCCUUCUUCGACAAGACCUACAUUGCUGGUCUUAGCGCCAGCCUGCUUUACAUUAUCUGCUUCUUCCCGUAUAUUGUGGUCAUGGCGGUGGAGACCAGUCUCAGCUUUUUCCAGAAGAGUGCACUGAGCUUAUUUUCCCCGUGCUGUUUCAGUUACGCCACUCAGUAUAUCUCUCUCUAUGAGGCUCGAGGAGAAGGAAUUCAGUGGAGCAAUUCCUAUUCCUCACCCCAAGCUGGAGACACAUCGUCUUUUGGUUGGCUGUGCUGGAUGAUGCUCUAUGACUCAUUAAUCUACUUCACUGCUGGAGCGUACAUCCGCAUGGUCUUCCCUGGCAAAUAUGGUAUCCCAGCUCCAUGGUACUUCCCCUUCACAGCCUCCUUUUGGGCUGACCUUUUCUGCUGUAUAAAGUCACAGAAGGGAGGCAAAGGGCUUAUGUUCACCAACACCAUGAAUCUAACCCUGCCUGUGUUCUCUAAUGACAAGGGGAAAGGCCAGAGCCAGCUUUUCUCUCAGACAGGCGAGGACUUCUCUCAUCUCCCAGUGGGUGUUACCCUUCACAGUCUCACUAAGGUCUAUGGGGACCGGAUGGCCAUUCAGAACCUUAACAUUUCUUUCUACGAGGGCCAUGUCACAUCACUACUAGGUCACAAUGGAGCUGGAAAGACUACUACCAUGUCACUCCUCACAGGUCUCUUUGCGCCAUCAUCUGGUACGGUUCAAGUGUAUGGCCGAGACAUGCAUACAAAUUUGGAUGACGUCCGCAAAGACCUGGGUGUGUGCAUGCAAUAUGAUGUUCUCUUUGAUCACAUGACCACCAAGGAGCACCUCCUGCUCUAUGGCCAAAUAAAGGCCCCACACUGGUCCCAGAAGGAAUUGCAUGAGCAGGUUCGAACGAUCCUGGAGGAGACGGGCAUGUACAUUCACAGACACAAGCGGGUGGGCACACUGUCUGGCGGUAUGAAGCGCAAGUUGUCAAUCUCCAUUGCGUUCAUUGGUGGCUCCCGCUUAGUGGUGCUGGAUGAACCCACCACAGGUGUUGAUCCUUGUUCCAGGCGAAGCAUCUGGGACAUUAUUAUCCAAAAUAAAAAACGGCACACCAUUAUCAUGUCUACCCACCACCUGGAUGAAGCUGAAACGCUGAGUGACCGGAUUGCCUUCCUGGAGCGAGGAGGGUUAAAAUGCUGUGGCUCCCCUUUCUAUCUGAAAGAUAAGCUGGGCCAGGGCUACAAACUCACUCUCACUAAAAAGGCGCACGUUCUUGAGUCUGACGGCUUUGAUGAUGCUGAAAUUAAGGCCUUUAUCCAAGCACAUGUACCGGAAGCACGGCUAAAAGAGACCCAGGGGGGCGACUUGGUCUACUCUCUGCCCCCAUUCACCUCAUCCAAUGCCUCCUCAUACAGCUCUCUUCUGACAGCGCUGGACGCCAAUCUGGAUGAUCUACAGUUGGGAGGCUACGGUAUCUCAGAUACAACCCUAGAAGAGGUGUUCCUCCAUUUGACUGAGGAAAAUAAAGGAAGUCUUCAUGAGGAGAACAGACCUUUUUCUAUCUCAGAGACGCUUUCAGAAACUGACUCCAUUGACACUUUCCCUGCAGAUCCAAGUGACAUGAUCCCAGGUUCUGACAAAAUUAACCUGACUAGUUCCAACAGAGCACAAGGGAUGGCCCUUGCUUGGCAGCAAAUCAAAGCUAUUCUCAUCAAGAGGUUCCAUCACAGCUGCAGAGACUACAGGGGCCUGAUCUCCCAGCUCCUACUUCCUGUUUUGUUUGUGGCAUUUGCUAUGGGCCUGGGAUCCAUCAAGAAUGAUGUGUGGCACUAUCCUGAGCUGGAGCUUAGCCCUGCACUCUACAACAUCAGACCAAGUUACUCUUUCUUCAGUAACCACAAUGGACGAUCCAGCCAAAUGGUGGACACUAUGAUGUCAUUCCCAGGAAUGGAUAACAGUUGCCUUGACCAGUCCAGUAAUCCGGUUUGCACAAUUCUAACUAACAACUUGAAUUCCGGGGGGAACAGAUCCACAUCUUUGAGUGACUGUAAAUGUACCCUUCAGGAACAGAGUUGUCAUGGGGAAAGAUUUCAGCCAGCCAGUUGGCAGAUCCCGUCUUCUCAGAUCGUUUACAACCUAAGUGGAAUCAAUGUCGAGAAUUACCUACUGACCACGGCCAAUACCUUUAUUAGAAACAGGUAUGGUGGGUUUGAAUUUGGAAUGCCGCUCCCACGUGACUUGGAAAUGGAUCUUCUACCCAAGUCUAACAAUGUCACUUUAUCUAAGGUUUGGUUCAACCCUGAGGGAUACCACACAAUGCCAGCAUAUUUAAACAGCCUCAACAAUGUUAUCCUACGCUCCAAACUUCCAGGAGAUAAAGAUCCAAAGAAAUAUGCUAUUUCAGUGUCCAAUCAUCCCUACUUUGGCCGGCCAGAUGAAGAUGACUCCAUCACUCUGGGAUUGCUCCAGAUCCUUGUGGCCAUUUGUGUGCUUACAGGCUAUUCGAUCACUACAGCCAGCUUCUCCGUCUAUGUUGUCAACGAGCGUCACAGCGGCUCCAAGAGGCUUCAGCACAUCGCAGGCAUCAGCGAGCCCUUCUACUGGGCCAUUAACUUCCUUUAUGACAUGAUCCUCUAUCUGAUUCCUGUCAGUUUGACCAUCGGUGUUGUUGCAGCCUUCCAGAUUUCAGCAUUCACGGAUCAACAAAAUUUAGCUGCCAUUUCACUUCUUCUGGUGCUCUUUGGGUUUGCCACCUUCCCAUGGAUGUAUCUCUUGUCAGGUGUUUUCAAGGAUGGAGAGACAGCCUUCAUCACCUAUGUGUGCAUUAACCUUUUCAUCAGUAUCAAUACCAUUAUAUCCACCUCUAUUAUCUUCUUUCUGGCUGAAAGUACAACACCUGCUGCAAAGAGAGAGAGCAUUCAGAAUAUCUUCAGGAUAUUGAGCGAUGCCUUCCUCAUCUUCCCCCAAUUCAGCUUUGGAAAUGGACUGAUGAAACUGGCAAGAAUGAACGUUGAGGUCCAGGUUCUUAGAGGCUAUGGCAUUGAUGCCUACAAGAACCCAUUCUCUACAGAGGUUCUUGGCUGGAUGUUCAUCUCCUCCAUCAUCCAAGGCGUGGUCUUCUUUGGGCUGCGCCUCUUACUCAACAUGUUCCUGUUGCGCAAAGUCAGGCACCUGAUUUUGGGCAGAAAAAAGGUGUCCGAGGUGGUUGAGGACGAGGAUGAAGAUGUAGCAGCUGAACGCUUGCGGGUGUCCAGUGGAGCGGCAGGUGAAGACAUCCUACAAGUUAACCAGCUCACGAAGAUCUAUCAGCAUGUCAACAAGAAGAUUUAUGCAGUCAAGAAGCUUUCUGUGGGAAUUCCUGCAGGAGAGUGCUUUGGUCUGCUGGGAGUGAACGGAGCAGGAAAAACAACCACUUUCAAGAUGCUCACAGGAGAUGUUAGCCCCACUGAUGGUACUGCGCAGAUCAGGGACUGGGAUGGGCGGCUAGUAGACAUUAUGGAGUGCCGGCGCAAGGGAAUUAACAUCGGCUACUGUCCCCAGGUGGAUGCACUGGAUAAUCUGCUCACUGGAGAAGAGCAUUUGUAUUUUUAUGCUCGUAUUCAAGGCAUCACAAAGAGGGAGAUAGACAGGGUGGUGAAGUACCUUCUAAAAAAGUUGGAGCUGAACCACCAUCGAAAUGUAAUCACCGAUGGCUACAGUUGUGGCACACGCAGGAAGCUUUCGACAGCUAUUGCUCUCAUUGGACAUCCACAAAUCCUGCUCCUGGAUGAGCCAAGCUCUGGCAUGGAUCCUCGAACCAAACGCCACCUGUGGAAAAUUAUCUCAGAAGAGGUGAAAGGAAAGUCUGCAGUCGUUCUCACUUCUCACAGCAUGGAGGAGUGUGAGGCACUGUGUAGCCGCCUCGCUAUUAUGGUGAAAGGUCAGUUCCGCUGCCUGGGCUCUUUGCAGCACAUUAAGAACAGGUUCGGCAGUGGGUUCACUGUGAAGAUGCACUUGGCAGAACCUGCCAGUGAUGUAGAGCCAAUCACUGUUUUCAUGCAGAAACAAUUUCCCAGCACUUAUUUGAAGGACCAGCACUCCUCCAUGGCAGAGUAUCAUGUUCCGUUCGCACCAGGAGGAGUGGCUGACAUCUUCCAACACUUGGAGGAUAACAGGACUUCUCUGAAGAUCAAGCACUUUUCCGUGAGCCAGACCACCUUGGAUGAGGUCUUUAUCAACUUUGCCAUGGGAAAUUUUCACAUGGAAUCCAUCUCAACUCACAGCAAAGGAGAAGAUGAUGACCUGGGCUUCAUAAAAGAAGUACAGACAUAGAGAUGGCUGCUAUGACUUCUGCAGUGAAAUGAGAACAUUAUCCCGUUAUAUUGCAUCUGUCGUAGAUACUUUAUGAGACAAUAGUAUUAGACUGUAAAUCUACUGUGCUUGGCAAUCAUGUUUAACUCUUGUAAGCUUCAAUAUAAGGAAUUAAUAUUUUUUUCGAGGUUGGUCAAACUCUAUUGUUUCUGUUCUGUUGAGAACAUUUUCAUACAGUACAAUACAUGCACAGGUGAAUAUUUAUAUAUGCAUAUUUACUUCACAUUAUUUUAGCCAACUUUAAAUUUUACCUAAUGUACUAAUUGUGAUUUGCAUGAAGAAUACAAUUAAUGACAACUUAUUAAUUGUUUUAAUUGAAAUUUAUCAGUCAAUAGCAAUAUAUGUCAACAAUCACAAAAUGUUAUACUAAUGAAAAAUAUUGUUCAUGGUCACUUCUUACUAAUUACUUACUAAUUUCGUGUUAUCUUCGUAUAUGGUGUAGUUCAUGAAUGAACAUAAAACAUUUCUUCCGUGCUUAUGAGCCAUUUAGUUAUGGUCUUGAAUGAAUGCGGCUGGAUUUUUUUUUCAUUAUUCAAUAAAACACAUUAUUCAAUGAA
Molecule: messenger RNA, 7276 nt
Organism: Syngnathoides biaculeatus (alligator pipefish)
Lineage: Eukaryota; Metazoa; Chordata; Actinopteri; Syngnathiformes; Syngnathidae
Gene: abca12
Product: ATP-binding cassette, sub-family A (ABC1), member 12
Exons: 45
Coding region: 90-6680 (2196 amino acids)
Biological process (GO): lipid transport; transmembrane transport
Cellular component (GO): membrane; intracellular membrane-bounded organelle
Molecular function (GO): ABC-type transporter activity; lipid carrier activity; ATP binding
Source: RefSeq, a predicted model, not a curated record